UGAAAAUAACCAAAAAUAGAUUUUCUGGUUGAUGCACAUAGACUUGACCCGACCCGACCCGACCCGACCCGACCCGGAAAAGUUUAUUUUUAACCUCUAUCCGGGUCAAGUCUUUUUGACCGGGUUUCAGACCCAUAUAUGUUUAAUUUGCCAAUAUAAUUUUCUAUAUGCAGAUCUGAUAAUAAUCAAAGAUUGUUUUUUUUUUGUUUGUUUUUACAAUUUUUUUGCAGGUUUCAAGAAGCAAAAAAGGGAGACAUAUAUACUAAAUUGUAAGUAAUUUUACAUUAUUAACAUCAUGUUAAACUUAUUUACAAGUAUAAAACAAUGAAACUUAAUAGGUCAAUUAGUCGACUAUCUAAACUUUUAUGUUAUUGUUGCGAUUCAUUUUCCACCUUGUACCCUUCCCGACCCCUCCCCCUCCAAAAAAAAAAUAAAAAAAUCUUAGUAGCUCAGUUAGCGGAUCCCCCAAAAAUACAAGAAUCUUAGUAGCUCAAUUGGUCGAUUUCACAAAAAAAAUAAAUAAGAAUUUUAGUAGCUCAGUUGGUCGGUCUCCAAAUCAAGAAUCUUAGUAGCUCGAUUGGUCUCCAAAAAAACAAGAAUCUUAGUAGCUCUGUUGGUCGAUCUCCAAAAAAAAAAAAGAAUUUUAGUAACUCAGUUGGUCGACUAAACUUUUAUCUUGGUGUUGCGUGUUCAAUUCUCCACCUUGUAGUCACCUUCCCGACCCUCCACUCCCACUCCCACCCCCACCCUCUGAAAAAACAAGAAUCUUAGUAGUUCAGUUGGUCGAUCACUAGCUUAGUUGGUUGGUCCUAAAAGAACAAGAAUCAUAGUAGCUCAGUUGAUCGGUCCUCCAAAAAAACAAGAAUCUUAAUAGCUCAAUUGGUCGGUCUCCCAAAAAAAACAAGAAUCUUAGUAGCUUAGUUGGUCGGUCCCCAAAUCAAGAAUCUUAGUAGCUCAAUUGGUCGGUCCCCCCCCCCUCCCCCCACCAAAAAAAAAAAGAAUCCUAGUGGCUCAGUUGGUCGGUCCCUAAUAAGAAUUUUAGUAGCUUAAUUGGCCGGUCCCUCAACAAGAAUCUUUGUAGCUUAGUUGGUCAAUCCCUCAACAAGAAUCCUAGUAGCUCAGUUGGCCGGUCCCCAAAAAAAUAAGAAUCUUAGUAGCUUAGUUGGUCGGUCCCUCAACAAGAAUCCUAGUAGCUCAGUUGGCCGGUCUCCAAAAAAAACAAGAAUCUCAGUUGGUUGGUCCCUCAACAAGAAUCUUAGUAGCUCAGCUGGUCGGUCGAUUUAGUUGCAAUUUGUAGUUUUUUUCUUCUACAAAGAAAGGCAUUGCAUACUCCGGAUAAUACCUCUUAGACAAGCAAAAACCAAGAAUCUUAGUAGCUCUAUUGGUGAACUAUCUAAAGUUUCACAUUGUUAUUGAGAGGUUCGAUUCCCAAUUUUGAAGAAAAAAAAAAAGGGCAGCCCAGUGCACUAAAGCUACCGCUAUGCGCGGUGUCCGGGGAAGGGCUCCACCACAAGGGUGUAUCGUACGCAGCCUUACCUUGCAUUUCUGCCAGAGGCUGUUUCCAAGGCUUGAACCCGUGACCUUCUGGUCACAUGGCAACAACUUUACCAGGGCUAUACGGACUUGAGCGUCUAGAACAACGGAAUCAGGAGGAGCAGAGUGAACAAAAUCCGCUUUGGGGUGAAUUCCCUUCUCUGAGCUUUCUUGCUGUGUGAUUUGAUCUAUCGCUCUUUUACUUUGCACGGUCUGGAUAGGCGUGCAUCAUCAUAGCACGAGGGGCAAGAGAAAGGAAUGGAAACGGAUACUCAAUUUAAAGUGAGUAUGCUAUUAUGACUUGUUUUCGGGUUCAGUAAGACUUUUAUAGGCAGUUUAGAGUUGGUUGGCUGAUUGCCAUUCUCUCAUAGUAGCAUUUAGUUAUGAAACUAGUCUAAUUAGCGUGCUACGAUGAACUUUCUGCUUUCGUCUUAGUGCCUUUGGUCCUUUCUUUCUAUGAUUUGGGCAAAAAACUACAUGUUUGGCGAUGCUGGCGUCUAAAGUUAGUAUCUUGUUGGGUAAGCGUCUGUCCAUUAACCAAACAAAGCAAACCCAUGCUGCAAUACUUGUUAAUGGUCUUUAUGAUCUUGAGUCGUCGCUAGUUCGGCAGAUAAUCGACUCUACAAGCAGUCACUCUUAUAAUACCUCACACUAUAUUAAACUAAUCCUCAAUCAUGUGCGAAAUAUAGAUGUCUUCUCGGUGGCUUCCACUAUCCGUUUCUUUUCCAGGAAUUGUCAGUUCAGGGAGGCUGUUAAUUUAUACGGAGAAUUGCAGAGGUGUGGACUUAGUCCCAGCACUUUUGCUGUAUCGUCUGCUUUAAAGGCUUGUGCAAGGAUUCCGUACAGGUCUGGUGGGAUAUUGAUUCACGCACAAGUUUACAAGUAUGGCUUCUGUAAUGCUGUCCAUGUGCAGACAGCUCUAGUAGAUUUCUACUCAAAAGUAGGUAAUAUGGAUUUUGCCCAAAGCGUCUUCGAUGAGAUGGUUGAGAAAAAUAUAGUAUCGUGGAAUUCAGUACUCGGUGGAUAUGUAAAAUCUGGUGACUUAAAAAUGGCACAAAGUGUUUUUGAUGAGAUGCCGGAGAAAGAUGUUAUUUCGUGGAACUCUAUGGUUUCUGGGUAUGCGAGGAUGGGGAAUAUAGAGCGGGCAUGUGCGUUGUUUAGACAGAUGCCAGAGAGAAGUACUGCCUCGUGGAAUGCAAUGAUCAGCGGAUAUAUAGACUGUGGGAAGAUAGAGUUAGCACGCAGUUUCUUUGAGGCAAUGGACCAAAAGAAUACUGUUUCAUAUAUCGUAUUGAUUUCUGGAUACUCGAAAUGUGGAGAUGUUGAAUCAGCCGAGGAACUCUUUGGGCAAUUGCGUAGGAAAGAUCGACUAGUAUACAAUGCCAUGAUAGCUUGUUAUGCUCAAAACAGCCGGGCGAAAGAAGCUCUGCGGCUGUUCAAUGAAAUGCUUCGAUUAGAUUUGCGACCUGAUGGAAUGACCUUGGCAAGUGCUAUAUCUGCUUGUUCUCAGCUAGGAGAUCUAAAGUUUGGUUCUUGGAUCGAGUCAUUCAUUCGUGGAACUGGAAUUCAAAUGGAUGACUACUUGGCCACCAGUUUGAUCGACCUUUAUGCAAAAUGUGGAAGUAUUGAUAAAGCUUACAAUCUAUUCCACGGCUUGAUAAAGAAAGAUUUGGUAGUGUAUACUGCCAUGAUACUGGGAUGUGGAAUAAACGGUAGGGCUAAUGAUGCCAUCGAGUUGUUUGACGAGAUGAUGAAUGCUGAAAUCAACCCAAACAUAGUCACAAUUACAGGGAUAUUGACUGCCUACAGUCACAUCGGAAUGGUAGAAGAAGCAUACCGUUGCUUUAUUUCUUUACAGAAGUAUGGUCUUUCUCCCUCAGUUGACCAUUACGCUAUAGUAGUUGACGUUUUAAGUAGGGCAGGGCGGUUAGAAGAAGCACACGGGUUGAUUAAAGGCAUGUCAAAUCAGCCUCAUGCUGGUGUAUGGGGAGCAUUGCUUCUUGGUUGCAGUUUGCAUAACAAUUUAGAGCUCGGUGAGAUUGCAGCCGCACAUUGUAUUGAGUUGGAACCCGACAGUUCUGGCUAUCGUUCUCUUCUCGCAAAUAUUUACGCUUCUUCGGGAAGGUGGGAUGAUGCCGAGAGGCUGAGAAAAGGUGUUGAAGAAACGGGAUACAACAAAUUGCCCGGUUGCAGUUGGAUAGAAGAAGCAAAAGCUUAGGAGGUCUUCUUUGCAAUAACGUGAUUCCAACUGCUUUACUUCAUCGUACAUGAGCUCUGUCAACGUCAUUCCCGAUAAGGAAGUAAUGCCAGCUUCAUAAUAUUUCGUUGUUGAUGACUGGUUACGAUGACCUCCCUUCCACCAUUUGCUUCAAUAGGAAAUUACUUGAUGACGAUGACCCUUAAUUGGAGGAAAUAUGGAAUAGUCCAUAUUCAAAUGAUAGCUUGACAUUGAUGCAUCUCCGUCCACUGCCAUGCUCUCUGAAGUAGCUCAACUUCUGAAGAUUACAAUAGUGGGAGGAUCUAUACCUGAACGCAGUGGGGACAAGUUGUAUAAUAUUUGCCGUGUCUUUGAUACUGAUGGAAAGCCGAAAGCUAAGCACAAAAAGUUCUCUGAGUUGCUUAGUUGUUCCAUCAUGGCUGACAAAAGCUUCUUCAUAAUGUCAUUUUACACUAAGAGUGCUGCCAAUGGCCCGAACUGAACAGAUGAUUGAUCGCUUACCUCGCCGAAUGCAAUUGUAAUGAUAAUGCUUAUAUUUAUAGUGUUUAAGCAAUUUAUCGCUUUUUUAAAUAUAUUAAAUAUCCUUAUUUGUUAGUUACUUUGGCUAAGGUUAUACAUAAGCUUGAGGCCGUUGUCUUAGCUUGAAUUCUAAACCCAGAGACUUAAAGUUUUGGCUCCGCCUCUGGCGUAUAUAGUGCAGGAUCUGUUCAUCCUUUCAA
Messenger RNA from Capsicum annuum, 4470 nucleotides. Its product is annotated as pentatricopeptide repeat-containing protein At4g22760. The coding region runs from base 2021 to 3751 and encodes 576 amino acids. The record is from RefSeq and is a predicted model, not a curated record. The transcript is spliced from 5 exons. Lineage: Eukaryota; Viridiplantae; Streptophyta; Magnoliopsida; Solanales; Solanaceae. Gene Ontology annotation, molecular function: protein binding; RNA binding. Gene Ontology annotation, biological process: RNA modification.